Epithele typhae is the source of this 846-nucleotide messenger RNA. RefSeq names its product HET-domain-containing protein. The coding region runs from base 1 to 846 and encodes 281 amino acids. The transcript is spliced from 3 exons. Lineage: Eukaryota; Fungi; Basidiomycota; Agaricomycetes; Polyporales; Epitheliaceae. The record is from RefSeq and is a predicted model, not a curated record.
AUGUGGCUCCUGGGCACCGCGCGCGCGAACCUCGUCUUCUUUCCCCAACCUGAAGACGUUCCUGGAGGCUAUGUUAUCCUGUCGCACACCUGGGGAGAAAAAGAAGACACGUUUCAAAGGGGAUUUUUGGCGCUCAAAAACCCGCGCGAUCGCCUCACUCCCAAAGUCCAAUCGUUCCUUGAGCUCUGCGAAAAGCACGGUUACGAGUAUGCUUGGGUCGACACGUGCUGUAUCAACAAGGAGAGCAGUGCUGAGCUCUCGGAAGGCAUCAAUUCCAUGUUCCGCUACUACGCCCUCUCCACCAUCUGCUACGUCUACCUCAGCGACGUUGGAUACUCCUACGAUGAUUCAUACAAGAUGUGGCACUCCUUCCGAAGCAGCCGCUGGCACUCGCGGGGCUGGACUCUCCAAGAGCUCAUCGCGUCCCGCGUCCUCGUGUUCUAUUCCACAGAGUGGACCUGUCUGGGUAGCAAGCACGAGCUCGCCGAUCGCCUAGAAUGGGCAACUGGAAUCUCUGCGGUAGUCCUCCGCUUCGAGAGCCCGUUUACCGACGCGAGCAUCGCGACGCGCAUAUCCUGGGCGGCGCAUCGGGAAACCACGAGGCCGGAAGACGCCGCCUACAGCCUCUUCGGGCUUUUCGGGGUCAACAUGCCGACGCUCUACGGCGAAGGCCGGCUCGCAUUCUCCCGGCUCCUCAUGGAGAUCUCGAAGACUUCGCGGGAUCCUUCGAUAUUUCUCUUGGGAGCACGAUGGCAUGCAGAACGCCCAACAGCCGAAUACGUCGCCAUCUUCUCCCCCUUCAGCCUUCGCCGACCUUUAGGCUAUACGACCCUAUUCCCAGGGUAA